AUGGCAUUCAAAAUUGUUUUCAAUAGAAAAAUACAUAAGUUGCCUCUUCAUGUCACCACAGUUUAGGCUAUAAAAUCUUCAAUCGAAAAACUGUACCCUCAAAUAAAUUAGAACUAUCACAUAGUCUUUUUCUAUGAAUCAGAACCUCUUGAAGUAAGAAUUUAACUUAACUUAAAAGAUUGUUCAUGAAGAUGCAUUAGUAAUACUUUUAAAAAUUUUACAAUUAUCCUCCUAUAAGUUGUUUGUAUUUGAGAAUAAUAUUGGACAAUUAACAGAAGAAGGUACUUUUUUCAUUUAAAUAUUUAGAUCUCAAAUUUAUGGAGCAGUCUAGCAUAUACAAUGCAAGCACAAUUUAAAUAGAUUAAAAUAUAAAAUAAUAGUAAGCAAGGCAAGGUAAUUAAUAAUUUCAGUAAUAUAUUGGUUAAAUGCAUAAUCAAUAGAAACUUAAUGAAAUUGACUAGUAAUCUAUACAUUAAUAUAUGCCUUAAAUGAAGCAAUAAUAAUAAUAGUAGUAAUAGUAAUAACAAUAAUAAUAAUAAUAAUAACAAUAAUAAUAACAAUAAUAAUAACAAUAUUAAUAAUUUUAAAGUAUAUAAUAAUAAGUUUAACAACCUUAAAAUAAUUAUCAAAAUAUGUUAUAAGGAUAUUAUCCUUCCUAAAAAUAACAAAGUUAAUCUUAAGCUCCUUUGGGCCUAUAAUUUUAAUAUCCACAAAUGGAAUAAGAAGUACAAUAAGAAGCUUACUAAGUUGAGGUAGUUCAGAACUCAUAAGUUUAAAGUUAUCCUGAUAAAGAAUUUAUCUGGAAAUUAGUUUUAAAAAAUUCAGGCUAAAAAACUUGGCCUUAGACAAUGAAAAUACGAUGCAUCGAUAAUCCUUUCAAAACUUAAUAGUUACUAUUGCCUGAAGCUAUUCCAGGAUAGGUUGUUGACGUCUCAAUUUAAUUAAAGGCUCCUUAAAAAAUAGAUUCACUUUUUGUAAAUUGGGGUAUUUAUUACCUAGAAAAUACUUUGGAAUUUGCUAUAAAAUCAACAAUUUGUCUCUUCCUGGAAGUAAUAAAAGAAUGUAUUAAUAAUAUAUUAUAUCUAGAGCCUGAAUUAAGAUAUCAAGGCACUUAGAUUUUAGUUAAGGCUGAAUAAGUAAAGGCAAUAAUGACAGAUUAGAGCAUAAACUACAUAUGUAAGUUUAUAGAGAAACACAAAAUACUUUAAUAUAGAGUAGAGGAUAUAAUCAAUAAGAUCUAUGAUUAAUAAUCUUAAUAAUGA
Molecule: messenger RNA, 1262 nt
Organism: Paramecium octaurelia
Lineage: Eukaryota; Ciliophora; Oligohymenophorea; Peniculida; Parameciidae
Source: the annotation of a GenBank genome assembly